AUGCUUUUUGCAUCCAAGGUUGCUUGGAUUUUCAAAUCCUAUGGCCAUGAGAACAUCUCGCUCGUAGAUGGUGGAUUCGACUCAUGGAAGAGGCAUGGAUUUGAUGUAUCGACUGAAGAUGUGAAACUACCAGUUGGAAACUGGAAAGCUGAGGAUGAAUUCAAGAAAUUUGUAAUCACUUUCCAAGAAUUGGAUGCUAAAAAAGAAGGAGAAGAGAAGCAGUAUAUUGAAAAAACGUCUGAAAUCAAUUUCCUUGAUAGCAGAAUACGAGCCCAGUUUGAAGGAACACAGGACACUGGACUUGAUCCUUAUAUGGUGAACGGCUGUCGGAUCGCUGGCUUUAAAAAUUUGCCAAGUUCCGAACUGCUGACAAAAGAAGGAACCCUGAAAAGUGAAGAGGAAAUUAAAUCAUGGCUCACUAAAAACGGCUACGUCGAAAAUCAACCUGUUGUCACCUCAUGCAACGCCGGGAUUCAAGCUGCUCUUCUCGCUUACGUAAUUGAUACAGUGAAACCAUCAUCUACUCCACCACGUGUUUAUAAUGGAUCUCUAAAAGAAAUGGAGCUCAGAGCGCCGAAGAAAAUUUCCGAAGGACCCCAGCAUCUACAUUGA
Caenorhabditis briggsae is the source of this 612-nucleotide messenger RNA. Bases 1 to 612 code for a protein of 203 amino acids. The record is from RefSeq and is a predicted model, not a curated record. Gene Ontology annotation, molecular function: thiosulfate-cyanide sulfurtransferase activity. Gene Ontology annotation, biological process: transsulfuration. Gene Ontology annotation, cellular component: mitochondrion. The transcript is spliced from 2 exons. NCBI's taxonomy places the organism in Eukaryota, Metazoa, Nematoda, Chromadorea, Rhabditida, Rhabditidae.